Messenger RNA from Oppia nitens, 1377 nucleotides. Its product is annotated as CCA tRNA nucleotidyltransferase 1, mitochondrial-like. The transcript is spliced from 5 exons. Bases 16 to 1377 code for a protein of 453 amino acids. Gene Ontology annotation, molecular function: RNA binding; nucleotidyltransferase activity. Lineage: Eukaryota; Metazoa; Arthropoda; Arachnida; Sarcoptiformes; Oppiidae. The record is from RefSeq and is a predicted model, not a curated record. Gene Ontology annotation, biological process: RNA processing.
UUUUGAAAUAAUUUAAUGAUUUUUAAGACAAUUAUUCGUCGUUUUUGUAGUUUUGGAUCAAAUGAGUUGAGAUGUAAUGAAAACAUUGUAUUCAUUGAUAAACUUUUUAAUCGAAAUUCAAAACAAAUUUCGAUAUUCAAAGAAACGGUGAAAACACGUGAAUUGAAAUUUCUUGAGAAGUUGUUUACCACUAAUGGAUAUCAACUGCGUAUGACCGGCGGUGCAGUUCGGGAUCUAUUGUCAGGUUUGCCACCGAAAGACUUUGAUUUGGCCACUAAUGCAACGCCGGAUCAGAUGAAUAACAUAAUUAGAAAUGAAGCAAAUAUAUGGGUUUUGAAAUUUUCUUCCGGUCACCGAAACGGAACAGUUUUUACUCGUGUUUAUGACAAACAUAACUAUGAAAUAACUUCUUUACACAAAUGGACGGAUGAAAGGCCCGGAAAACCAAUUUUUCUUAACGACUGGAGAUUAGAUGCUUUAGUCAGAGAUUUUACUAUAAAUGCAAUGUAUUUAUCAUUUGAUGGACAACUAUUUGAUUAUGUCGGCGGUCUUAACGAUCUCAACAAUAAUGUGAUCCGUUUUGUUGCCGGCGCUGAGUCUCCUAUACGUCAAAACGUUAUCACAAUAUUUAGAUACUUUAGAUUUCAUUGUCUUUACAGUCCUAAUGCUGGACAUGAAUCACAAGUGUUGACAACAAUUAGAGACAAUUUGCCGGUUUUGAGGCAAACGAGUGGACAAAGAAUAUGGACUGAAAUGAAAAAAAUUUUGGUUUUGAAAGACUGCAAACAUGUAAUAAAUAUAAUGUUUAGUGAAUUAGAAAUGGGAUCUUAUUUAGGAUUUACAUCAGCGCCUAAUUUAAUUGAAUUCAAUGAAGUUGUCGAUCGACUUGUCAGUGGUGUCCUCUCAAGAUAUAUUACUGAUUGGGAUCCGUGUACUCUAUUCGCUGCAUUGAUUCAUUCAGAGACUGAUCUGAAGACUGUUUCCAAACGUUUGGAGAUUUCAACACAAGAAAAACGUCUUAUUUCUGAUAUAAUAAAAAAUCGCAAAAUAUUUCCACAAAAAGAUAUAACAGAUUUGAGAUUACAAAUGGUUUUGGCCGCCGAAGACAGACAACAUAUUCUUAAAAAAUCUUUUACAGAAUGUUUUAAUUAUUGCGGACUUUUCAUGCAAUCAUAUAUUAUAUCAAAUCAAGAUUUACCGAAAUUUCCAUUCACUGGUCAUUUGUUUUUCGGAAGAGUAAAUAAAAAAACACUUUUAAGUCAAACUUUGAUUGAUUUGAAAACAUUUUGGUUUAAACGUCACUUUAAAUGCACUCAAAAUGAAUUAGAAGUAGAAUUGGAAAGACUUUUACAAUUAAAAGAACUCAAAAAAGAGUAA